AUGGCACCAGUAACGCUAAAAACGGUCGAUGACGACCUCAAAGACGUGAUCCAACACCUAUUCGAGAUCCAGUCCGCCGUCCAUGGCUAUCUAGGCCCUGAAACACAGCAAGAGCUUGUGCGCAAAAUCAAAAACCUUACCAUCGCCCUCUCAACCUUAUCAACACACACCCAGCUUCCACCAACACAAGAGAACCAGUCGGACGCAAACACAGACCCCUCCAAUCCCACACUAGCUAGCGUUCAGCUCCCGCCAGAAAUCAUCGACUACGUCGACUCCGCUCGCAAUCCGGACAUCUACACGCGCGAGUUCGUCGAGCUCGUGCAGCGCGGGAACCAGGAUCUGCGCGGAAAGCGUGAGGCUUUUGCGAGCUUUCGCGACGUACUGGCGCGCGAGAUGCGUAGCGCUAUGCCUGAGUGUCGUGGCGAGGUCGAUCGCGCUGUCGCGGUGAGCGGGGGUACUGUCGAUGGGCCUGGUGGGGUUGCUGGAUCUGGGUCUGGUAGGAAUUGA
Messenger RNA from Penicillium bovifimosum, 510 nucleotides. It is a transcript of the gene nut2, whose product is annotated as mediator complex subunit NUT2. Bases 1 to 510 code for a protein of 169 amino acids. The record is from RefSeq and is a predicted model, not a curated record. NCBI's taxonomy places the organism in Eukaryota, Fungi, Ascomycota, Eurotiomycetes, Eurotiales, Aspergillaceae. Gene Ontology annotation, molecular function: transcription coregulator activity. Gene Ontology annotation, cellular component: mediator complex. The transcript has 3 exons. Gene Ontology annotation, biological process: regulation of transcription by RNA polymerase II.